AUGAUCGCGGCGCAGGCCAAGCUGGUCUACCAUCUGAACAAAUACUACAACGAGAAGUGCCAGGCCCGGAAAGCGGCCAUCGCCAAAACCAUCCGGGAAGUGUGCAAAGUAGUGUCGGACGUCCUGAAGGAGGUGGAGGUCCAGGAGCCCCGCUUCAUCAGCUCUCUCAACGAGAUGGACAACCGCUACGAGGGCCUCGAGGUCAUCUCGCCCACCGAGUUCGAGGUGGUGCUUUACCUCAACCAGAUGGGGGUGUUCAACUUCGUGGACGACGGCUCGCUGCCCGGCUGCGCGGUGCUCAAGCUGAGCGACGGGCGCAAGCGGAGCAUGUCCCUCUGGGUGGAGUUCAUCACCGCCUCCGGCUACCUCUCUGCGCGCAAGAUCCGCUCCCGCUUCCAGACGCUGGUGGCCCAGGCGGUGGACAAAUGCAGCUACCGGGACGUGGUGAAGAUGGUGGCGGACACGAGCGAAGUCAAACUGCGGAUCCGCGAUCGGUACGUGGUGCAGAUCACCCCGGCGUUCAAGUGCACGGGGAUCUGGCCGCGCAGCGCGGCCCACUGGCCGCUGCCCCACAUCCCCUGGCCGGGCCCCAACCGCGUGGCCGAGGUCAAGGCGGAGGGCUUCAACCUCUUGUCCAAGGAGUGCCACUCCCUGGCCGGCAAGCAGAGCUCGGCCGAGAGCGACGCUUGGGUGUUGCAGUUCGCGGAGGCCGAGAACAGACUGCAGAUGGGGGGCUGCCGGAAGAAAUGCCUGUCCAUCCUCAAGACCCUGCGCGAUCGGCACCUGGAGCUGCCGGGCCAGCCCCUCAACAAUUACCACAUGAAGACGCUGGUCUCCUACGAGUGCGAGAAGCACCCGCGCGAGUCGGACUGGGACGAGUCGUGCCUGGGGGACAGGCUGAACGGUAUCCUGCUGCAACUCAUCUCCUGCCUGCAGUGUCGCCGCUGUCCCCACUACUUCCUCCCCAACCUAGACCUGUUUCAGGGCAAACCGCACUCGGCGCUGGAGAACGCCGCCAAGCAGACGUGGCGCCUGGCGCGGGAGAUCCUCACCAACCCGAAAAGUUUGGAAAAACUUUAG
Loxodonta africana (African savanna elephant) is the source of this 1080-nucleotide messenger RNA. It is a transcript of the gene MAB21L1, whose product is annotated as mab-21 like 1. The transcript has a single exon. The record is from RefSeq and is a predicted model, not a curated record. The coding region runs from base 1 to 1080 and encodes 359 amino acids. NCBI's taxonomy places the organism in Eukaryota, Metazoa, Chordata, Mammalia, Proboscidea, Elephantidae.